UCUCUGGUUACGGUGCGUGUAUUCACAUUUCACAAUAAUGGACUUCAAAUGUGUGUGUGAAAAAAAUUAAGUAUAUUAAAUGUCAGAUUUGUAAACGAAAAAAAUAUAUUAAAAUUGUCUUAAUAAUAAUAAAAAGUCGAUUUUCUUAUAAAUACAAAGAUUGGCGUUCCCCCCUGAUAAAAUGUCGACCAGUUUCUAUCCAAACGAAUGUAUCGUUUGUAAGAAGACGGAAAAAUUAAAGAGAUGCAGUCGUUGUCAAAUGAUAUCAUAUUGCGGUGAAGUACAUCAAAAGAGUCACUGGAACGAACACAAGAAUAUUUGUAAAAUAAUAUCAAACAUUGCAAAAGAGAAGGAAAUCACUCAUCUCUAUGAAGAUUUACGAGAUUGCACCUUAAUGACAUGGUCAGAUUCAAGAAAAGCAAUGAUUGCCGAAGUCUCCUCUAAAUUAGGUCGAGAAUUAAGAAAAGCUGAAGUAGAAAUGCUCCAAUAUCCUCGAUCAUGCUACGUGUGUUAUGACACAAAACAGGAGAAUUUAACAAAUUGUACAAAAUGCCCCCUGGUGUCUUUUUGCCAGAAGCAUUUAGAUACAACUCUUCAUGACAAAACAUGCGCAGACAUAAUGACAUGCCACGCUUUGGAUAACGAAAACUUCUCCUUCGAGGAUGCGAUGAUCGCUAAAUUCAAAUCAUUAUCAAAACCUUCUGUUGAAAAAUUACCCACUUGUACAAUGGAAUAUUUGGAGGAGAUUCUAGGUGGAAAGUUAAAUUACACUCAGAAACUUUAUGCAUCGUUGCAUGUCUAUCAUCCAUUGACGAUAUUCGGAGUACUGCAGAAAUUGAAUUUGGUGACAUUGUCGAAAAUGACGAUUUAUAUUAACAUACACGAUAAUUGGUUGAAUAUGCGACAGUUUAUUGAGAAUCUCUUUCAUUUGCUGCCAAAAUUGAAGGAGUUGAAUGUCCAGACUAAUUGCGUGAAACAAAUGUUAAUUCCCGGUCAGUUGAAUGUUUGCUCCACGUGUAAUAAGAAUAGGAAAAAAUUAUCUUUUGCAUAUUACGACGAUACACUCUUCAAUGGUUCGAUUGAUCUCGCCUUCUUUGCUGACAUGACACCACCUGAUAAUUCCGGUUGGGAGUAUUCGACAUUUGGAACUUUGAGACAUAUUUGCACCAGAUAUGCAUGUCCGGUUGUUUUAACGUCGAACACUGAGAUUGAGAUGAAACGAGUUAGAACCUAUUUUAAAUCCGUUUUACACAAUCAAACUAUUUUACACGACGGUUUCAAUGAUUUUUCCUCCUUACAUCUCGCAAGGCACUGGGAGGAUUGGAGAAUAAGUCAAAAAUCGCAUUAUAUGAUUGUCGCUAAAUCGACGAAUAUGUACAAUUCGCUGGAGGAUAUUAUUAAUUCACCGGAAACGGGUUCGUUGAAGAGUAAAACACAACCGGAUCAGAGGAAAAUUGUCGAGAGAUUUUAUCCUGGUAUUUGUCAGGUUUGUAAAUGUGCGAAUGCAAAGGAAGCUUGUACGAGAUGUAAGAUGGUUUUUUACUGUGGACAGAGUCAUUUGAAGCAGGAUCAGUCGGAGCACAAGGAUAUUUGUAAAGUAAUACUGGGACUUUUGAAUGAAAAGGGAACUCCUCAUCUUUUUGAUAACAUGGAUGUUAGUGACGAGAAAUCCUGGUUGGAGGCGAAGGUGAAUUUUUUGAAAAUUGCCCGAUCAAAAUUGAAUAGGGAUUUAAUGAAUUAUGAGAAGCAAAUAUUUCUCUUUCCAAGGACCUGCUUCGUUUGUCACGAGAGCAAUUUGAGCGUUCUCAAAACAUGUAAAUGCGGUGUGAGCCUGUGCAAAAUUCACCGCGACGACACUGACCAUAAAUUGCUCUGCGAUUAUUUCAAUUUCAAUCUAAAGUGGGCGAGAAGUAAGGAGAAACGUCAGGACCAAAUAGUAGUGACAGCCUUCGCCAAUAAAAGAGACUACAAAGUAAUGCCAACAAUGGAUCAGUAUAUAGACAGAUAUUUUGAAUUCAAGAAUUAUCGCUUGAAACCCCUACUGCAGAAUCCUCGAAAAGUCGUGAUAUCCGAUUUUCUAACUCGUUCCCUAACCUUCAUUUACAUUGCAGAAAAAUUAGAAACUCCAAUUCCAAAUACUCUCUACAUUCACGUGGUUGGAGCGUUAAACGAAGAAUUCGAGAGUGUCUGCUACUGGCACACGGUCAUAAAAUGGUUCGACAAUGUAACCACUUUAUACAUCGACUUCAUUGGCGUCGAAUUAACCGAAAACGAUGAUUUCAAUCCAAAAAGUACAUUCCACUUUCACGAUAAACGAUUGAAGAAUUCACAGUUCACCUUUAGCACAUAUCACGGACGCUAUGAGGAUUUUUUCCGAAAUGUCGAAUUCAGAAGACCGGAUGUAAUAAUCGGUUAUAAUUUAAAUCUUCAUGAGAGUGAUUUAGGAUUAUCGGCGUGCACUUGGAGGGAGACACUUUCGAUCAUCAGUAAAAUGAAUGUUCCCUUCUUUUUGACGGCAGUCACGGAGGUUCGAGCCAGGAAAGAUCACGAAAUGAUCGGUAAAAUAUUGGGUCGGAAAAUUAAUUACGAAUUUUUUGGAAAGAAUCCCUACGCUAGUUUUAUGCCCGAAAGGGAUUACGAGACGGAAAGAUUGUGUUAUUCGAAUAAUUAUGUUGUCGCUUACAAUCACCUUCGUGGACCAGAAAUUAAAAAGAAAGUGAAUGGAUCGAAAAAUCAGGAAGUUGGUGUUAAAAAUAAAAAUUCUUUUCCAAAAAAAGGGGUCGAAAUGGAAAUUUCUAAUGUUGAAAAAAAAAAUUCACCAAAUGUUAAGAAGAAAUCUGAGGCUGAAGAUAGUGCACUUCAUGAAGUGAAGAAAAUUGCUAAGGGAGAAUUUUCCAGAGUGAAGGUUAAUAAAGUGGUUGAAAAAGUAGAAAAAGCUGAAAAACUGGUUGAAAACGUAGAAAAAGUAGAAAAAGUAAAAAAACUGGUUGAAAACGUAGAAAAAGUAGAAAAAGUAAAAAAACUGGUUGAAAAGGUGGAAAAAGUAGAAAAACCGGUUGAAAAGGUAGGAAAAGUUGAAAACUCGAAUUCCAAAACAAAAAUUUUUCAAGUCCGAGAAGAAUUGGUAAAUCAAAAUUUACAUCUUGAAGAGGAAAAUGAAAUUCUUAAGGAGAAUGUCCGUCUGAUGGAAGAAAACGAAAGUUUGAAGAAUAAGAUUUCUGAAUUACAUUUAAAAUAGUUUUUUUUUAGUAAAAUUUAUACCUAUUGCAUGUGUUUAUUAUUAAAAAAAAACCGGAUAAAAUUAAUGUUACUUGGCGGUUAAAAUUUAUUUACAAAUUUAUAUUAAAAAUUUAAAAUGUUUAAAGAAUUUUCAUUUUCAUUUCGAAAUAUUUUUUAUAUAAUAAUAUAUUAUCUCUGCGUCGAUUAUUAUCUUUAAAGACCUAAUUCUGUUAUUUACUAAUUUCAGUAAAGAAUUUCACUUUUAAUUUUUAUUUUUGCUAACCUACUUAUUCUUUAAAUGUUCAAUUUUGUGUUAUUCUUGCUGUAAUUAUUAUUUUAAAACUGAAAAAUAUUAUUUUUAUGCUAAAAAAAAAUUUUUUUUGGUAUAAAAUUAUUUUUUUUUGUAACAAAAACAAUUUUUUUUUUGUAUAAAAAAAUAUUUUUCAGUUUGUUUUGUACCUAAUUUUGCAUAUUUAUAUAGUGAACAUAAUUUUUUUUUUCCUAAGAAAUGAGAAGAAAAACGAAAAAAACUAAUAAAUGUGACGCGCUACCGAGAAAGGUACUUAAGAAGUAAACGAAUUUUAGGUUAUGUUUGUGUUAGAUUUAUCUGGAUUAACAAUUUCUUUUUAAUUUUCUAAAUUUGAAACCAUUGUUUACGAAAUAUUUUUGAUGUAAUAAAGACUUGAAUAUCAAUAAUUUGUAAUAAUAAUUGAUUCUAUUUUUGGAUUUUUACUCUUAAAAUUACAAACAUAACCUAAAAUUUUUUGCUUCUUCGGUACAUUUCAUGGGAUGAGUGAGUUACAAAUUAAUUUAUUUGUUAUACUUAUACAUCUUGCAUUAAAAUGAAAAUAAUAAAAAUUCGAAAAUCGAAAAA
This is a messenger RNA of Leptopilina heterotoma, 4093 nucleotides long. RefSeq lists its product as uncharacterized. The transcript has 3 exons. Gene Ontology annotation, cellular component: extrinsic component of mitochondrial inner membrane. The record is from RefSeq and is a predicted model, not a curated record. The coding region runs from base 182 to 3238 and encodes 1018 amino acids. NCBI's taxonomy places the organism in Eukaryota, Metazoa, Arthropoda, Insecta, Hymenoptera, Figitidae.